GUGGAGGUCGGCGUUUCCGGUUGCGCCGCGUGGAGCGGAGUUGGCCUCUCGGGACUCUGGCCAUGGCUGCUCUGUCCGGCCCCGCCAAGCCGUUCCUGUCGCUGAACCCCGAGAAGGAUGAGCAGUUUCGGAAGGAGGUGGCGCAGAUGCGCCGGCGCGCGAAAAAGCAAAAGCAGCAACCCAAACAAUUGACUCCAGGAGUGAUCUACGUGGGCCAUCUGCCACCCACACUUUAUGAAACUCAGCUCCUCGCAUACUUUUCUCAGUUUGGCACUGUCACAAAGCUCAGACUGUCCAGAAGUACAAAGACUGGAAAUAGCAAAGGAUAUGCCUUUGUGGAGUUUGAAUCUGAAGAUGUUGCCAAAAUAGUUGCAGAAACAAUGAACAAUUAUCUUUUUGGUGAAAGACUCUUGCAGUGCCGUUUUAUGCCACCAGAACAAGUACAUGAAGAACUUUUUCAAGAGUGGUAUACGCCAUUUAAAAAUCCAUCAUUUCCAGCAAUAAAACGAUAUAAUAAGGACCGGACACCUCUUGAAAAAUUACAGAUGGAGAAGCGAUUUAAAAAGAAAGAAAAGUUACUCAGAAAGAAGUUGGCAAAAAAGGGGAUUGAUUAUAAUUUCCCCUCUUUGAUUUUACGCACGAAAGCUGCCAACACUGAUUUGAAAAAACCUGAAAAGACUGAGAUGCUUGACACUACGAAGACAGAAACAGAAGCUGCAAUCAGUCCUAAGACUCCUGAAAACACCGUGGAUAGCCAGGGCCCCACACCAGUUUGUACACCAACGUUUUUGGAGAGACGAAAAUCUGAAGUAGCUGACCUGAAUGAAGACGAUGAUGACGAAAUAGUUUUCAAACAACCCGUGUCUGAAGUAAAAGAAGUAGCACAAGCACCUCAAACACCGACACAUUCAAGGAAAAGAAGGCGAAAAAAAAGCAACCAGUGAUCCUGAAUGUAUUAUGUACAGUAUUGUGGAAAAUGGUUUUAUUAUGAGAACUGACUUUUGUUUGUUUUUUUUAUAUUUAGAUACAGUGGAA
Suncus etruscus (white-toothed pygmy shrew) is the source of this 1035-nucleotide messenger RNA. RefSeq names its product nucleolar protein interacting with the FHA domain of MKI67 (gene NIFK). The record is from RefSeq and is a predicted model, not a curated record. Gene Ontology annotation, biological process: maturation of LSU-rRNA from tricistronic rRNA transcript (SSU-rRNA, 5.8S rRNA, LSU-rRNA). NCBI's taxonomy places the organism in Eukaryota, Metazoa, Chordata, Mammalia, Eulipotyphla, Soricidae. Gene Ontology annotation, molecular function: RNA binding. The transcript has 7 exons. Gene Ontology annotation, cellular component: nucleolus. The coding region runs from base 63 to 944 and encodes 293 amino acids.